GCUGCGGGCAUGCGCAGUGGGCAUCCCAACGCCACCACCCAUCCGCUGAGAAUUGUAGCUGGGGGUUUUGGAGCCGUUGGGUUCACACAGCUGGAGCAGGAGGAGGAAGCCGAGGAGGUCCGGAUGACUGCUUAGAAAUCUGCACAGUCCACCAACAUCUGAUGAAAUUAGUGAAUAAGCAACUCAGCCAUGUCUUACACUCCAGGAAUUGUUGGCGACCCCACCCAGCUGGCCCAGCGUAUCUCUUCCAACAUCCAGAAGAUUACACAGUGUUCUGUGGAAAUACAGAGGACUCUGAAUCAACUUGGAACACCUCAAGAUUCACUUGAAUUGAGGCAACAGCUGCAACAGAAGCAGCAGUAUACUAACCAGCUCGCUAAAGAAACAGAUAAGUACAUUAAAGAUUUUGGAUCUCUGCCUACCACCCCCAGUGAACAGCGUCAAAGGAAAAUACAGAAGGAUCGCCUAGUAGCUGAGUUCACAGCGUCACUGACAAACUUUCAAAAGGUCCAGAGGCAAGCUGCUGAGAAAGAGAAAGAGUUUGUUGCUCGAGUGAGAGCCGGUUCCAGACUAUCAAGUGCUUUUCCUGAGGAGACUGCAAAAGAAAGGAAUCUUGUAUCCUGGGAAAGCCAAACUCAACCUCAAGUACAGGUGCAGGAUGACGAAAUUACAGAGGAUGACCUUCACCUUAUUCAUGAGAGAGAGUCUUCUAUUAGGCAACUUGAAGCUGAUAUUAUGGAUAUUAAUGAAAUAUUUAAAAAUUUGGGAAUGAUGAUUCAUGAGCAAGGAGAUGUGAUAGAUAGCAUAGAAGCCAAUGUUGAAAAUGCAGAGGUGAAUGUUCAGCACGCAAACCAGCACCUGUCAAGGGCAGCAGAAUAUCAGCACAAAUCCAGAAAAACCCUGUGCAUCAUCAUUUCUAUCCUUGUCAUCGGAGUUGUAAUUAUUGGUUUAAUUAUAUGGGCAGUGCAAGGCUAAGAUUUUGAAGGAGAAAACUGUUGCACUACAUUAUCUAAAUUAUGUAAGAAGGUUCUUGUAAUCAUUUUCUUUUUUUCUUUUUUUUUUUUUUAAUUUUAUUUUGAAGCGUUUGCAUAAAGGAUGGCUCCCAUACUUUGUUGUUGUUAUUUUUUUUUGGUGGGGAGCUUCCUUUGAAUUAAAUCUGAUAUUUUCUAAUAUUGAAAGCUUUUCUAAAUAUCACUGCUGGGAUAAAUUUCAUACUUUUUGGUCUAAUAACUGUUUGGGUUUUGCUCACAUUGUAUAUGUCUUUCAUUUAUAAUUUAUCCUGUUGACUUAGUUUUUGGAAUUAGUAAAUUUAAAGGUAUAUGUAUUCUGUGGCAUCUGUCUCUCUGUCACAUGAACCCAGAUUUGUGUUACUUCUAUUAAAAUUCUAAAGUUUAAUUUUGAUUUGGGCCAGCAGAGGAACUAUUAACUUAAAAAAAUCUAAUGUAUUUUUUUGUGUUGGCUUUUUUUUUCUGGUUCAGAGCAGCACAAAUUAUCUAUUUAACUUUUAUUGUUGGUCUUAAGAUUACUCUGAAUGAAAUCAGUGAAUAAUUUCCUACUGGAUUUCAUCUACCUGAUGUGUAUAUAUUAAGCAUUUGCUGUAGAUUGCCUAGUAAAAUAAUAAGAAUAGAUUGUUUUUACGUAGGCUCUGUUUAAGUCUGACAUUUACUGGAGAAUUUGUAGUCACUAUAAAUGUUUAAUGUGAUUUGAAGGAAGAGUAUGACAGAUCGGUACUCAUGUGUUAGAAUUCUAAAGAUCCCAACCUGUUAUUGCACUGUGUAUUUCCAUAGCUAUUAUAAUGGAAAGUUAAUUACCUUCCCUUACGUCCUAUAGGAUAACAGUUACAUUUGUAUCAUUGGGUCAAAAUGAUUUGGGGGAAGUAACUUUUCCACAAUUAUUGUUUUUCAGCAACCAGCACUUAAAAUUUAGCAUUUGCCUUGCAUAUCAUUUUGUACCAUUUUAGAAAAGGAAUUGGAUGUUUGCCAGUUAACUUACUUGCCUUUUUAAAUCAGUGUUGUUUUAAUGCACUAAUCUGAAUACUGUAAAGAGCAUUAUCUUGGUUUAUAGUUUGUAUUUUAUAAUGUUCUUAUAUAGCAGUUUGAUAAUGAAGGCAGUGCUUUACAUGGCAAGCUAUAAGACUUCAAAUGGGAACAAAUAAAAUAUUAAGUAACUAAGUAAACUGUACAUUUGCAACCAGAAUAAAGAUAAUUUAAAAAGUG
Molecule: messenger RNA, 2216 nt
Organism: Pteropus alecto (black flying fox)
Lineage: Eukaryota; Metazoa; Chordata; Mammalia; Chiroptera; Pteropodidae
Gene: STX7
Product: syntaxin 7
Exons: 10
Coding region: 190-975 (261 amino acids)
Biological process (GO): vesicle-mediated transport; vesicle fusion; intracellular protein transport
Cellular component (GO): membrane; SNARE complex; endomembrane system
Molecular function (GO): SNARE binding; SNAP receptor activity
Source: RefSeq, a predicted model, not a curated record